Messenger RNA from Pistacia vera, 2568 nucleotides. Its product is annotated as disease resistance protein RPP2B-like. Gene Ontology annotation, biological process: defense response. The transcript is spliced from 5 exons. The record is from RefSeq and is a predicted model, not a curated record. Bases 1 to 2568 code for a protein of 855 amino acids. NCBI's taxonomy places the organism in Eukaryota, Viridiplantae, Streptophyta, Magnoliopsida, Sapindales, Anacardiaceae. Gene Ontology annotation, molecular function: ADP binding.
AUGGACAAAAGUGGGCCUGAAUCAAAACUUAUAGAGAAAAUUGUUGAAGAUAUUUUGAAGAGAUUGAAUAUUAUGUCUUCUAGUGAUAACAAGAAAUUGGUUGGAAUUGCAAUGAAGAUUCAAGAAAUUAAAAUUUUAUUGUCUUAUGGGCCAAAAGACGUAUGCAAGGUAGGCAUUUGGGGUAUGGGUGGAAUAGGCAAGACAACUCUGGCAAAUGCAGUCUUCCGUGAAAUCUCAAAUCAAUUUGAAGGUUCUUAUUUCAUUCAAAAUGUUCGGGAAGAAUCAGAGAAACGUGGACUAAUUCAAUUGCAAGAAAAAUUUCUUUCUAAAAUAUUAGGGUAUGGACACCACAAUAUAAGGGAUGCUUCCACAAUAGAAAGGCUUCGAAUGAAAAAGGUUCUCCUUGUUUUUGAUGAUGUAACACAUUUAAAUCAAAUAGAUGAAUUAAUUGGAGACUUUGAAAACUUGGGUUCGGGAAGUCAAAUAAUUAUAACAACGAGAGAUAAACAAGUGCUUGUAAAUUGUAGAGUGGAUAAUGUUGCCAUAUAUGAGGUCAAAGGAUUAUAUGGUGAUGAAUCUUUUCGCCUUUUUGGCCAACAUGCCUUCAAACAAGACCAUCAUAUCAAUGAAGAGUAUAUGGCGCUAUCAAAUAGAGUAAUAAGUUAUUCUAAAGGUGCGCCGUUAGCUCUUAAAGUCUUAGGUUGUUUCCUACAUGAUAGGAGAAAACAUGAAUGGGAAAGUACAUUGGAAAAAUUGAAAAAUUGUCCACACCAAGAUAUCCAAUCGGUGUUAAAGAUAAGUUAUGACGGAUUAGAUGUUGAAGAGCAGGUAAAAGUACUCAUUGAUAAGGCGCUCAUAACUAUUUCAUACAAAACGAUAAAAGUCCAUGAUUUGCUUCAAGAAAUGGGCAAGGAAAUUGUUCGGCAAGAAUCCGUAAACAUACCGGGCCAACGUAGUCGAUUGUGGCAUGAUAAUGAUGUCUACAGUGUACUAAAAAAGAAUAAGGGAACUGAUAAAAUACGAGGCCUUUGCUUUAAUAUAUCUACAAUGAGAGAGAUGCACUUAAAUCCUCAUGCUUUCUCAGAGAUGGAUUAUCUAAGAUACUUGAUAGUAAAAUAUACAAGCAGCAAUGGUAAUGUGCAUGGUUUUGAAGGCCUCCAAUUUGAUUUCACAGAGUUGAGAUGCUUCUUUUGGGAUUCUUACCCUUUGACAUCGUUGCCUUUGAAAUUUGAUCCUCAGAACCUUGUUGUACUUAUGAUGCGUAGAAACAAUCUUGAACAACUAUGGUCUGGUAUCAAGGAUCUUGCUAAUAUAAAAUAUAUUGACCUAAGUUACUCAAAACAUCUACUUAAAGUCCCAGACCUCUCAAAGGCUCAAAAUCUAGAGUGCUUGAUUCUAGAAGGUUGUACAAGGUUGUUGGAGGUCAUUGCUCCAUCUCAAAAUCUCAAUAAACUUGUUAAUUUGAAUCUAAGAAAUUGCAAAAGCCUUAUCAGUCUCCCAAUUGGCAUUCAAUCUAAGUCUUUAAGAGAUGUUGUUCUCUCUGGCUGCUCUAGUCUCAACGCAGCUCCAAGGAUCUCAUGUAAUAUGGAACGAUUGUGUUUAGAUGGAACUGCAAUAAAAGCAUUAUCUUCUUCGAUCGAAAGUCCCUCGAGACUAGUUCAAUUGAAUCUUCAGGGUUGUUCAAGGCUUGAAAGUCUUCCAAGCAGCGUUUGUAAUUUGCAUUCCCUUAGACAACUUAAUCUCUCUGGUUUUUCAAACCUAAAGUUUGUUCUAGGGAUCCCACGCAAUAUAGUAGGGUUAUAUUUAGAUGGAACUGCGAUAAAAGAACUGCCUUCAUCAAUUGAGAAUGUAUCCAGUCUAGUAAUAUUGGAUCUUAGAAAUUGUUCAAGCUUUGAGAGUCUUCCAGAUGGCAUUUGUAAAUUGAAGUCUCUUAAACAUCUCUAUAUCUCUGGUUGUUUGAAGCUUGAUAGAUUGCCCGAAGACAUAGGAGAUUUAGAAAGUUUGGAAGUGCUAGAAGCUAAUGGAAUUACUAUAAGAGAAGUACCAUCAUCUAUGGGACGUUUGAAGAAUCUUCAUGAUUUAUCUUUUGUGGGAUGUAAGAGUCAAGAGCUGGUGUGUUCUCUAUCGCCUAUUUUUCCAGAUCUUCUAUUUCUAAGGAGAUUAAAUUUAAAUUACUGCAGUCUUACAGAGUUACCCAAUAAUCUUGGCGACUUGUCCUCCCUCACAGAUUUAAAAUUAGACGGAAACAAUUUUGAGGGUGUACCAACAAGCAUCAUUAACCUUUCUGCUUUAUUUCAACUUAGUGUACGGUUUUGUAAUAGGCUUCAAUCUUUACCAAUGCUUCCAUUUAGUAUACAAGAAGUAGAGGCAGAUGGUUGCAAGUUGCUGAAAGCAUUAUCUGGUUGGAAAAUUCCGAGUGAUGGAUUUUGCACAGGGACACAUAGCUUCGUCAAUUGCUUCAAUCUAGAUUGGAAUGCUGGUGGAAAGACUUUGAAUGAUGAUCUGUUGAAAAAGUACUCAGCUGGAACUGUACGGUUGUUUUUUUCAGUCUAUCUCAAUCCCAUAUGA